UUAAGUUGGUAAAUUUAGAGACCGAGCUCGCCGCAAGCGGGGUCUAAUGGGCAGCUAAAAUUAUCUCGAAAUAAGAGAUUUUUGCCCCCUGUCCUUCCAUUCCUCGAAUAAUCGCCGGGUGGGGAAGUGGACGUCACUGCUUUCGGAGCGCUUAGAAAAGUCGGUCUGUCGCUGGCCUUCCCGCGCGGUUCCCGCCUGCAGACGGGUGGGUGCUGGAAGGGCGCAAGGCUGCAGGGGCAGACCCUCGUUUGGAUGGAAGGGGCUUAAGAGAAGCUGAAGGCUUCGUGGAGUGGGAGCCUCCAAUUCAUCACCCCAUCCCUUCCAAGCUCAGGCUCGCACAAAACACACGGGCGCACACACAACCGCCCGUCCCUGGGUCCCCUGACUCCCACCCCACACCUCUCUGGCUUGAUCCCCCUGCACCGCCGGCUGCGCCCUAGGAGCUGGUCCUGGAGCGGCGAGCACCCUGGGGAGCGGUACCCGGGGCACGCUCGGGUGGCGGGGAGGGGGUAGGACCCUCCGGUGGGCUUGGUAGCGAGUGGGAAGAGGUCUGGAGCGGGAAGGUUCUAAGGGGUUUGCACAUUAAACCCCCAGCCGCCUUGGGGAAAGGGGCAAGAAAGAUCCUUCCGCUUUGUAAAGAAAAACCUUAAAUAAAAAGCAAAAAGAAGAUCAAAAAGAAUUUUUUCAAGAAAAGGAACAAAUAAGACAGGCUGAAGGCAUGAACGUGUGAAGUGCAGUGAAAAGUUGAAUAUCUCGUUUUUGUUUUUUUCCUGGAUCUCUAAAAGGGAGAUCGAGGGGGCAAACCUAGGUAUACAUCCCUUGGAAGUUGGGGGUAUUUUUCUUUAAGAGCGGCUAUGUGAAAUGACCCAGUCCCCUCACUGGCCCCGGACCCCAGCUGGAGGGGCGCUGGGGCGCAGGCGUGCGCGGCGGGCGGCGCGCGGGGGCGGACGGCACGGCGCCGAAGGGGUUAAGGCGCUGAGCGCGGAGCCAUCUGGCCGGGUUGGCUGGUUAUAACCGCGCAGAUUAUGUUCGCGGGACUCAGAGUUGAAGGCUCCUCUCUCUACCGAGCAGCUCCGCGCGCGGCCCCCGAGAGAGCCCGGCGCAACUACUUUCUUCCCUCGCCUUUCUUUCUCCUGGUCUUUUUGUCCCCUGCUGGGGGGUGGCGGCAGCGGAGUGGGGGAGACUUUGGAUGACCGAGCUCGCGUCCACCUUUCUCUUCAUGUCGACGUCCCUGGAAACAGUCACACGGAUGCCAUGGUUACUUCUGCCACGAUCUUACAGGUGAACAAGGUGAUGUCCAUCUUGUUUUAUGUGAUGUUUCUCGCUUAUCUCCGUGGCGUCCAAGGGAACAGCAUGGAUCAAAGGAGUCUGCCGGAAGACUCACUCAAUUCCCUGAUUAUCAAGCUGAUCCAGGCAGAUAUUUUAAAAAACAAGCUCUCCAAACAGAUGGUGGACGUUAAGGAGAACUACCAGAGCACCCUGCCCAAAGCAGAGGCCCCGCCCCGAGAGCCGGCCAAGUCGGAAUUCCAGCCGGUGACGGCCAUGGGCCCCGAGCUGCUGCGGCACCAGAGACGCUACAACUCGCCCCGGGUCCUGCUGAGUGACAGCACCCCCCUGGAGCCCCCUCCCCUGUACCUCAUGGAGGAUUACGUGGGCAACCCCGUGGUGGCCAACAGAACGUCGCGGAGGAAGAGGUACGCGGAGCACAAGAGCCACCGGGGCGAGUACUCCGUGUGCGACAGCGAGAGCCUGUGGGUGACCGACAAGUCGUCGGCCAUUGACAUUCGGGGACACCAGGUCACGGUGCUGGGGGAGAUCAAGACCGGCAACUCCCCCGUCAAACAAUAUUUUUAUGAGACGAGGUGUAAGGAGGCCAGGCCUGUCAAGAACGGUUGCAGAGGAAUCGAUGACAAACACUGGAACUCGCAGUGCAAAACCUCCCAAACCUACGUCCGCGCGCUGACGUCAGAAAACAACAAACUGGUGGGCUGGCGGUGGAUCCGGAUAGACACGUCUUGUGUGUGUGCCUUGUCCAGGAAGAUCGGAAGAACAUGACUUGGCGUCUCUCCCCAUAUAUAAAUUAUUACUUUAAAUUAUAUGAUAUGCAUGUAGCAUAUAAAUGUUUAUAUUGUUUUUAUAUAUUAUAAGUUGACCUUUAUUUAUUAAACUUCGGCAACCCUUACAGUAUAUAAGCUUUUUUCUCAAUAAAAUCCGUGUGCUUGGCUUCCCUCA
Bubalus bubalis (water buffalo) is the source of this 2232-nucleotide messenger RNA. It is a transcript of the gene NTF3, whose product is annotated as neurotrophin 3. Gene Ontology annotation, molecular function: growth factor activity; nerve growth factor receptor binding. The transcript has 2 exons. Gene Ontology annotation, biological process: nerve growth factor signaling pathway; regulation of neuron differentiation; nerve development. Bases 1255 to 2055 code for a protein of 266 amino acids. The record is from RefSeq and is a predicted model, not a curated record. NCBI's taxonomy places the organism in Eukaryota, Metazoa, Chordata, Mammalia, Artiodactyla, Bovidae.